AUUGGAUCUUGUUCAUUAAAAUUUUGUGAUUAAUGCUCUUAUAACAGUCAUAUUUUGUUUUAGAGAGCUGCUGCUACGUAUUUAAUAUAAACCUUACAUUACAAUACAAACAUUCUUUUCCCUGUAGCAUGCAAUUAUGGAUUCUAAAUACUCGGCUAUUAUGGGUCAAAAUGGAGAAAACCAGAAUAAAAAUCACUGCUUAAAACGAAAAAAAUCUAUGAUAGAUAAUCUCAAAAUAAAAAAGACUAAGUAUUCUAAUGGAGGCUGUGUAUUUGAGAACAAUAAUAUCAAAAAAGAAAAUGGCACUGAAAAACUUGCUCCGAAGGUUGAAGUUAAUAAACAGAGUAUACUAGAUGCCAGAAAACAACUGCCUGUUUAUAUGGUUAAAGCAAGAUUGUUGGAAGAAGUUAAGAAAAAUGAUACAAUGAUUUUAAUUGGAGAAACUGGUAGUGGAAAGACUACUCAAGUUCCUCAGCUAAUUCAUGAAAUGCGACUAGAAGGGGGUGGGGUUAUAGCUGUUACCCAACCUCGUAGGGUUGCUGCCAUUACCAUAGCUCUUCGAGUUGCUAAUGAAAUGAAUACGGAAGUAGGCAGUAUUGUUGGCUACUCUGUGCGCUUUGAAGAUGUCACAAGUCACAGAACAAAACUAAAGUAUUUAACUGACGGUAUGUUGUUAAGAGAAGCUAUUGUAGAUCCUUUGUUAAAGAAGUAUUCUUUUGUUAUCCUUGAUGAAGCUCAUGAGCGAACUGUUAACACUGAUGUUUUGUUUGGCAUUGUGAAAUUGGCCCAAAAGGAAAGGAGUAAUCAAAAACUACAUCCACUAAAGGUUAUCAUUAUGUCUGCCACAAUGGAUGUGGAUUCCUUUAGAAAAUAUUUUAAUAAUUGUCCAGUUAUCUAUUUGGAAGGAAGGUCUUAUCCUGUCACAAUUUAUCAUUCAAAAAUGAAGCAGGAAGAUUAUCAAUAUGCUGCUCUUUGUACUAUAUUUCAACUUCAUACUACAACUCCUCCAAACCAUGACUUUCUUGUAUUUUUGACGGGCCAAGAAGAAAUUGAGACCAUUAUGCACAGCAUCAAACAAAUAGCAAAAGAAACUCCAGGGCCAUCAAUAAGAGUUUGUCCAUUGUAUGCAGGCCUGCCUCCAGCAAAGCAAUUGCAAGUAUGGAGAGAUACCCCACCAAAUACAAGAAAAAUUGUUUUGGCUACUAAUAUAGCUGAAGCGUCGGUGACCAUACCUGGCAUUAAAUGUGUUAUUGAUGCAGGAGUUGUUAAGGAAAGGACUUGGUGCACGCGCACCGGCGCAGAGAGGCUGCGCGUUCGCGCGUGCGCGCAGGCGGCGGGCUGGCAGCGCGCCGGCCGCGCGGGCCGCACCGCCGCCGGCGCCGCCUACCGCCUCUACACCGCCGCCGAGUUCAACGCCCGCCCGCAGCAUAACACGCCGGAAAUUAUACGAUGCCCUUUAGCGCCGACAAUGUUGUUGUUGAUUGCAGCGGGGAUGGACCCAAGUACAUUCCCGUUGAUUGACGCACCACCCGAGGAUUCCAUCAAGGCAUCCUUGGCUCUGUUGAAGGAAUUAGGGGCUAUUGAUAAUGAAAUAAAUCCCAAGUUAACGGUUCUGGGGAAGAAAAUGUCCGCAUUUCCUAUAGACCCCAAAUAUUCUAAGGUGCUCCUAUCCGCGCCCGAGUACGGUUGCUUAGAAGAGGCAUUAAGUUUAGUGGCUGUGUUGUCAAGUGAGAAUGUGUUCCACACACCGAUGCAUAAAAGAGAAGAAGCAUUGAAAGUAAAGCAGAAAUUUAUAUCUCCAAUCGGUGAUCACAUCACUCUCUUGAAUGUGUUUAAAGCGUUCUGCAAGGCUCCUUUGAAAAAGCAAUGGUGUAAGGAAAAUUACCUCAAUCACAAGAAUUUAACGUACGCCUACGAUGUACGCCAGCAGUUGCUUUCUGUCUGCCAGAGGUUAAAUCUGACGGUCUCGAGUUGUGGAACAGCGAUGGAUCAGUUGCUGAAGUGUCUCCUAAGCGGGCUGUUCACGAACUGCGCGUGGGCACGCGGGGCCGGCGCCGGGGGCGGCGGGGGGCGCUACGUCACGAGCGCGGGGGCCGCGGCCGCGCUGCACCCGGCCGGGGCGCUGCACGCCGCGCGCCCGCCGCCGCCCGCCGUGCUCUACACGGAGAUGCUGCGCACGCGCCGCGCCUACCUGCUCACGCGCGGGGGCCGCGGCCGCGCUGCACCCGGCCGGGGCGCUGCACGCCGCGCGCCCGCCGCCGCCCGCCGUGCUCUACACGGAGAUGCUGCGCACGCGCCGCGCCUACCUGCUCACGGUACAGUAGUGGUGCGGUGUCCGCUGACGUCACACGUCACACGUCACGAGCGCGGGGGCCGCGGCCGCGCUGCACCCGGCCGGGGCGCUGCACGCCGCGCGCCCGCCGCCGCCCGCCGUGCUCUACACGGAGAUGCUGCGCACGCGCCGCGCCUACCUGCUCACGGUACAGUAGUGGUGCGGUGUCCGCUGACGUCACACGUCACACGUCACGAGCGCGGGGGCCGCGGCCGCGCUGCACCCGGCCGGGGCGCUGCACGCCGCGCGCCCGCCGCCGCCCGCCGUGCUCUACACGGAGAUGCUGCGCACGCGCCGCGCCUACCUGCUCACGGUACAGUAGUGGUGCGGUGUCUGCUGACGUCACACGUCACACGUCACGAGCGCGGGGGCCGCGGCCGCGCUGCACCCGGCCGGGGCGCUGCACGCCGCGCGCCCGCCGCCGCCCGCCGUGCUCUACACGGAGAUGCUGCGCACGCGCCGCGCCUACCUGCUCACGGUACAGUAGUGGUGCGGUGUCUGCUGACGUCACACGUCACACGUCACGAGCGCGGGGGCCGCGGCCGCGCUGCACCCGGCCGGGGCGCUGCACGCCGCGCGCCCGCCGCCGCCCGCCGUGCUCUACACGGAGAUGCUGCGCACGCGCCGCGCCUACCUGCUCACGGUACAGUAGUGGUGCGGUGUCUGCUGACGUCACACGUCACACGUCACGAGCGCGGGGGCCGCGGCCGCGCUGCACCCGGCCGGGGCGCUGCACGCCGCGCGCCCGCCGCCGCCCGCCGUGCUCUACACGGAGAUGCUGCGCACGCGCCGCGCCUACCUGCUCACGGUACAGUAGUGGUGCGGUGUCUGCUGACGUCACACGUCACACGUCACGAGCGCGGGGGCCGCGGCCGCGCUGCACCCGGCCGGGGCGCUGCACGCCGCGCGCCCGCCGCCGCCCGCCGUGCUCUACACGGAGAUGCUGCGCACGCGCCGCGCCUACCUGCUCACGGUACAGUAGUGGUGCGCGCGGGGGCCGCGGCCGCGCUGCACCCGGCCGGGGCGCUGCACGCCGCGCGCCCGCCGCCGCCCGCCGUGCUCUACACGGAGAUGCUGCGCACGCGCCGCGCCUACCUGCUCACGGUACAGUAG
This is a messenger RNA of Ostrinia nubilalis (European corn borer), 3445 nucleotides long. RefSeq names its product ATP-dependent RNA helicase DHX33-like (gene ath). Gene Ontology annotation, molecular function: helicase activity; ATP binding; double-stranded RNA binding. Bases 137 to 3445 code for a protein of 1102 amino acids. Gene Ontology annotation, biological process: positive regulation of transcription by RNA polymerase I. Gene Ontology annotation, cellular component: intracellular anatomical structure; nucleolus. Lineage: Eukaryota; Metazoa; Arthropoda; Insecta; Lepidoptera; Crambidae. The transcript has 14 exons. The record is from RefSeq and is a predicted model, not a curated record.